AUGAUACGUUGCACUCGACUAUUGUGCCGAUCACAUCGAUUUUCCACCUCGACUUCGAAUUUGAAAGCUACAAUAACACCUUUAUAUCCUCACACACCGCAUUACACGUACUCCUUGGGAUUAUCGUACGCUUCAAAAUAUUCACCACCAUUCAUACCUCCAGGAGAGAAGGUCGGUCAAUAUGGAUUUCUGAAUCAGGGUAAAGCGAAUGAAUUAGCGCAAUGGGUAGGGGAAAUGAUGGAUUUCCCAGCUGGUAGAGGGGAAUUGAAAUCUGGUGAAGAUGGUGGAUGGACUCAAAGAGUCAGAGAAGAUACGAGGAAGUUUGGCGCAGGUGAAGAUUUCUUUGGGAUACAGAAUGUCGGUUCUGAUCUGCAUCUAGCUCUAUCGGACGGGGUGGGUGGAUGGACCGAUAGAGUCGACCCGUCGCUGUUCUCCCAAGCGUUGUGCUAUCAUUAUACCCAAACGGCCAAGAGCUUCGCUUCUGCUGAACCAAGAGAUAUACUUCAUAAAGCUUACAAAGCCGUUCUGCAUGAUAAGAGAGUAGUGGCUGGAGGAGCUACUCUGGUAAGUGUAAGAUUAGGCGAAGAAGGUGAUGGUAGUUUUGUCAAUCUAGGUGAUUCAGGUUAUGUCAUAAUGAAUAAAGAUCAAAUCAAAUACGUAUCAAAACCACAAACUCACUUCUUUAACUGUCCCAGACAACUAUCCAAAAUCCCUUCUGAUAUGAGACAAGAUGGUAUGAUUCAUGAUACACCUGAUCAUGCCGAAGUGAAGAAUUUCGAAUUGGAAGUUGGAGAUGUUGUGAUAUUAUUUACAGACGGAUUAUCAGAUAAUCUACCCAUUGAACAUCUGCCUUUACUGUCUUCAUCGCUGACACAACUUUUGAAUUCACCUCUGAAUUCACAUUUAUCAAAUUCUGAAAAAGACGAUGAAUAUUCAAGAUUACUGGCCGAUAUCUUGGUCGGAUAUGGAAGGAUGGCAAUGACCCGAACAGGCGAUGAGGAAGGUUGGAAAACUCCCUUCGAAAUUGAAGCAAGCAAAAAAGCACCUAAAUACGGUUUUAAAGGUGGUAAAAUUGACGAUAUAACAGUCAUGACUGCCGUCGUAUCCGAAAGAGACUAA
Molecule: messenger RNA, 1119 nt
Organism: Kwoniella shivajii
Lineage: Eukaryota; Fungi; Basidiomycota; Tremellomycetes; Tremellales; Cryptococcaceae
Exons: 6
Coding region: 1-1119 (372 amino acids)
Biological process (GO): protein dephosphorylation
Molecular function (GO): protein serine/threonine phosphatase activity
Source: RefSeq, a predicted model, not a curated record